CCGACUGACGAUAGCCUAUAUAAGCGACCGCUACACACUAGUUUAAGCCCAGUUGGAAUUCGUUCUCAGUGCCGACUUGUAGUCUGUAUCAUCAUGCGCAAGGUCCCGCAGUCGUUUAAAGUGUUGCUCCUUUUUGGUCUUAUACUUGGCCAGCAUGUGACCGACGCAGCCCUAAAGUUUAAAGGAAAAAGGAGAGGUGGACAGGCCAACCACGGACUUCAGUUGGGGGGUAAAAGAUACAAAAGUGGAUCCCAUGGAAGUGCAAGUGUUUCAAAAGUGUUAGAAGGAACCUCUCCAGUCCUCGCCCCUCAGCCAUUAACAGCUUAUACGUCAUCAAAAGUACAUCUCGCAUCGGUUCCUAUUAUGGCACUUCCAUCUCCACAUUACUCUCGAACAGGAUAUGAAAUUUGGAACGCUGGAACAGAAGGAAGUGACCAUGGAAGAGCAAUAUGGCAUAGUGGCAAUCCUCGUCUAUACGGUCCUUCUACUUACGGCCCACCGCGUGUGCAUCUUACGCCUGAAGAUCUCAUCAUCCGACCUGAGGAACCCAGUUCUUGGCACGCUGAAAGAAUAAGUAAUGCAAUAAUAGAUAGCCCAUCGAUUAGAGGGCCGACAGGUAGCCAUCACCUGGAUACAGAACCCAUCGCUCCAGGUGGGCAAAACAAAGUAGGCAAACUGCUUGCCCUAGCAAUUGCCUAUUCAUACGGUGUACCGACACUUCCGAAGAUCAAGAGUUUGCUGGAGGAGGAUAUGUAGAAAUGAAACAAGUCCCUGGAUUGUGGGAAACCCAGCAGCAUCAGUGAUACAUUUUCUCGUUCACUCCAGUGAAAGAAUUAAGAAGAAAUAAGGUGUGAAAAUGUAACAGUUUAUUUCUCAGCUGGUCCAAAAGAUUGAUUUUCUUGUCUUCUAUUUAUAUUUUUAUUUCCCAGUUUUAUGUUGUAAUAAUUUAUCAACUCCCAUUGUAGAAAAAUUUCAGCUACAGUCUCACACUUAUGUAUUUUUCCUGUCUUGUAUCAACGCCAGUAGCAUGACGAGUUGAUGACUAGUAACGGAUCUUCGUUUUCUGUUAACUCUACAAAUUCAAUAUUCCGUUACCAAUUUUCCCAUCCAACAGUUUGAAACUUUUUGUUCUCAUCAUCAUUUAUGAAGCUUUUUCUUGUUAUAGCAUAUGAUUGCUGUUGUUGUUUGUAAUAAUAGAGAGCUUAUCAACUUA
Messenger RNA from Daphnia carinata, 1213 nucleotides. RefSeq lists its product as uncharacterized. NCBI's taxonomy places the organism in Eukaryota, Metazoa, Arthropoda, Branchiopoda, Diplostraca, Daphniidae. Bases 94 to 756 code for a protein of 220 amino acids. The record is from RefSeq and is a predicted model, not a curated record. The transcript has 4 exons.